This is a messenger RNA of Arabidopsis arenosa, 839 nucleotides long. Lineage: Eukaryota; Viridiplantae; Streptophyta; Magnoliopsida; Brassicales; Brassicaceae. The record is from the annotation of a GenBank genome assembly.
GAGAGAUCUCGGCUCGCUGUCCUCUCCAGGAACCUGGUGGUGGCUCGAAGCAGAUCCGUGCGGUCUUCUAUGCAGCUUAGGGUGUCGGAUCUGGGUCGAUGGAUGCGUUCCUCUGCUUCCCCUGUCCCUUCCGUCGGAACCCUAACUGGCCGGAAUGAAGCGAUUGAGUCGAGUCUUGAGUCUACUGGUUGUUGGGGAAGUUUCUGGGGUUGCCGUCCGGCUAAGGAGCAAGACAAAAAGGUAUUUGCGAGGUGGCUUUCCCGGAAACGCACCGUGAGGUGAGGAUAUACUAAUUUGUGUUCCAUUUCCUUAUCUUUUGGCGAUUAGUAUUCUGGUUAGGGUUUGUUUAUCUCGGAGAAGCCUCUGGUCAUGCUGGUCUUGUUUUGCGUCUCUGAGCCGGGUCAGUCGGACGGGUUGUCCGUUUUUGGUUUAAGACCGGAACAAUGAAAACCCGGGGAAUCCAAGCCUUUCUGAUGAUGCACCUCUGGGUGGUGAUGCUAUUGGGACAAGCUCUACAUUCUGAUCAUAAGGGACUAAUAGUUUGGAUUUGCUUUGUAUUUCAGUUUAGGUUUUGGUCUUCUCAGGUAAGUAGUUGUUCUUGUGUCAUUAGGAUCAAUUUAGGUGGUUCAAGAGAUGAUUUCACUUUGAGUUGUGGAGUGUUAUCUAUCUCAAUGUGGUUAAAAAAUGCAAUGGUUUCUCGAUUAGGUAGCGUUGGAUCCGCUAGUGUUUCAGGGUGACACUAAAUCGAACCAUUGCAUUUGGUCCAAUUCUAUUGAGGUGAAUGUUAUGUACCUUGAAUUUGGAUGUAAUCUUUUGGAUAAUGAAUAGUUGAAAUUGAG